This is a messenger RNA of Antrostomus carolinensis (chuck-will's-widow), 285 nucleotides long. RefSeq names its product cortexin-3. The record is from RefSeq and is a predicted model, not a curated record. NCBI's taxonomy places the organism in Eukaryota, Metazoa, Chordata, Aves, Caprimulgiformes, Caprimulgidae.
AUGAUGAAAAGACUGUGGGAUUAUUCGUUUCAGCUUCCCUGGAUGAUGGGUGGAGAGAUAGUCACUGUCACUUUGGUGCCAUCUGUGAACAUGACACCAAAUUCUAGCAUGAUCCUGGAACAGAAAACAACAUUUGCCUUUGUGAUUUUGUUAUUUGUUUUCUUGGGAAUCCUCAUUGUUCGCUGCUUCAGAAUUCUCCUCAACCCCUACCGGAGUAUGCCAACCUCAGCCUCGGCUGAUGGACUUGAUGAACUGGGAGGACAGUUUGACUAUGCUCUUGCUUAG